Molecule: messenger RNA, 1014 nt
Organism: Penicillium alfredii
Lineage: Eukaryota; Fungi; Ascomycota; Eurotiomycetes; Eurotiales; Aspergillaceae
Exons: 1
Coding region: 1-1014 (337 amino acids)
Molecular function (GO): hydrolase activity
Source: RefSeq, a predicted model, not a curated record
AUGGAUGCCUUGACCUUGGGUGCGACCGACCUGUCGCGGUUUGAAGCAUUCUCUAUCGUCUCCGUCGGCUAUAAAGCGGUCCACGGCCAUACAAUCACCGUGGAUGUGCUCUAUCCCAAGAGCUUGAACGAUCCAUCUCAAGAACACGUACUCUCCGUUCCUCGACCAGUUCUACUUCGCUAUCAUGGUGGCGGCCUUAUCGCUGGAUACAGUCUCUUUCCUCCAUUUUUUAGCCCGUGGUAUCUCGAACUAGCGCAGGAACACUCGGCCAUCAUUGUUUCUCCAAAUUACCGACUGUUGCCGGAGUCUUCUGUACUGGAAGUGCUUGAGGAUGUGGAAGACCACUGGCAAUGGAUGCAUCGGUCGCUUCCCAUCUUGCUACAGCAAGAAACAAAGGGCACAGUGAAGCCCGAUCUGAGUCGGAUAAUGGCUAUCGGCGACAGUGCCGGGGGGUAUCUCAGUUUGCAAAUGGCUUUAAGUCACCCAGACGAGAUUCGAGCGGUCAAUGCCGUCUAUCCCAUAGUCAACCCGAAAGCACCCUACUUCAGCAGUUGCCAGGAACGGCCUGUGUUCAACCUCCCGGCUUAUCCACCGGAUACGCUGAGAUGGCAUCUAGACAGCAUUAAGAGACAGGAGGCACUCACGCAGAAGCCUAUGAUUGUGUCCGCCGCCGCCGACGCCGAUCGAUUCCGGCUAAUGUUUGCGGCAUGCCAAUAUGGCCAGCUAGGCCAGCUUUUCCCAGCAGCUUCCAUUACUCCCUAUCUGCUUGAAAGGCUCGAUGCUGGAGCACGCUUUCCACGCGGUGGAGUCUUGAUACUCCAUGGGCUGGAUGACACGGUGGCUCCUGUUGAGGAGAGCUACCUGUUACGGAGGAAACUUGCCCAGGUUGACCCCAGCCUCAACUUUCGACUGGUCGUGCGGGAUGGGGAGCAUGGAUUUGACCACCUGGCCAAGUUACAUGAUGCUUGGUUGUGGGAUGCGAUUCAGGACAUUGUUAGAUCCUGGUUAGACUGA